CGCGCCCGCGCCCUAUAUAGCCAACGCAAACACGAGCACUGAGACGGCUCCGGUUCAUCCAUUCCUUCUCCGGCGGCUCGAUCGACGUCUCACCAUCCCACACAGCUGUUCGUUGCACAAGAGCAAGCCGGUGAUCGGAUCGAGGCAGACGGCCGCGGCGCGCAAGCUGGUCCGACAUGCACAGAGCUUCACCGUGGAACUCUUCUUCUUCUUCGUCUUCGUCAUCUUCCCCACGUAGCAGCAAGCGCGCGCGCCUCGACGCCCUCGCCGCCUCCGGCAUCGGCAGGCUCCUUCCCUGGCCUUCCCCGCGCGGUCCGGCCAGCCAUGGCGUCGCCCUUUCUGGCAGCCUCUUCUUCCUCUUCCGCUUCGUCGCCCCUCUCUUACCUGAUCCCUAGGCCGCCUUCCUCCUCCCUCGUGCCGCAACCGCAAGCGCAAGGCGGCUUCUCGUGCGGUGCUGCUCUGGCCGGAGCGUACGGCGGCAACGGCUUCGGCGGCGCGGGCGUCGAGGCGGCGGCGGCGGUGAGGCAGGGCGGCAGGCACGCGGGCCACCCGCCGCUGCCGCGCCCGCCGCCCAGGCAGUGCCCGCGGUGCAGGUCCGCCAACACCAAGUUCUGCUACUACAACAACUACAGCCGCAAGCAGCCGCGCUACUUCUGCCGCGCGUGCCGCCGCCACUGGACCGAGGGCGGCACGCUGCGCGACGUGCCCGUCGGAGGCGGCCGCAAGAACAGGCGCAACGGCGGAGGCAACAACAAGGGGGGCGCGAAGGCGCCUUCCACCACCACCGGCACCGGCACGGCGUCCUCCGCUGCGGCGGCAGCGGCAGCCGGUCAUGUCCAGGGCGGCAUCGGAUCCGGCGCCCUCGAAGGGUUCGUCCCGGCCGACGUCCUGAGGCAGAUGCUGUUCCAGCCUGCCAGCUUCACGGCCGUCGGCGGGGGCAGCGGCGGCUACAGCAUCGACCUGGGCGCGUGGCAGCAAAUGGCGGCUGCUACGGCAGCACCGCAGGGCGACCAAGAUGUUGGCACGGUCGGAGGAACGCCGCCGGCGGCAGAUGCCAACUGCGGCGCCGGAGUGCAGUUCUGGAGCGGGUGGCAGGCGCAAGAUGACAUGUCCGGUUUCGAUGCACCUUUCUAAGUACGUGAGCUUCAGAGUUCAGGCACGCGAGGUUCCGCCGUCCCUCCGGCUGCCUGGCCUUGCCAGUGGCGCGAUGUCGAUGAUCCACGUACACGAAGAAGUGACAAUCUAAGUUAUUGGGUCUGCCACUAGUAACAUUGUCAGUAUUUAUAUGUGCGUAUCUAUAUGCGUAUAUCUGAACGCAUGAAGUACUACGUAUAGUACGUACUAUAUAUGAAGAGUUUACCCUUUAACCGUGCAAGGUUUGUGAGGGUAUUUUCAGUCUGAUAUAUGUGUGUACAUUUGGCAUUUUCAAGUAAUUUUAUGGCCCUCCAACUCAACUCUCAAUUGUAAUGGCCAUUUUAUAUGUAACCUACAUUUAUAACCGAGAUGUCCUAUCUCUUAUGAUUAAAUCUCAAAUGCGAUGAGAACCAAUUAUAGAAGAUAAAUAAACUUCCUACAAGAAGAAAAGGAAAUCACACGAUACAAAACAAACGUCCAGCGAAUUUUCCUCACAGAUUGAAUCACAGUUCUAAAAGCUUUUCAAGUAGCUUCUCUUCUCUAUACCAUACAAAAAGAAGAAACGAAGGCAAUGGUGGGUACAGGGUCAAUCUCGCUGAGCAAUCGAAUACAUACAUGCAGAAUCUAUAU
This is a messenger RNA of Lolium perenne, 1764 nucleotides long. RefSeq lists its product as uncharacterized. Gene Ontology annotation, biological process: regulation of DNA-templated transcription. The record is from RefSeq and is a predicted model, not a curated record. Gene Ontology annotation, molecular function: DNA binding; DNA-binding transcription factor activity. NCBI's taxonomy places the organism in Eukaryota, Viridiplantae, Streptophyta, Magnoliopsida, Poales, Poaceae.